CCUACCGCAGCAGAGCGAGCGGGAGAAGGAGAAAGAGAGCGAACCAGUCGAGUAGCUGGUAGCAUCGCGCAGACUCAGAGAGCGAGCGGCCGCGAAUCGCGGUCAUCAAAUGUGUACGCGCGGCAGCAGUGACGACGACUGUUCCGCACCUAACCUCACUUUUUCAUCAGCGCCGCAGACGACGCAUCAUCGGUACACGGCUGCAGCAGUACAGGUGCGACCGCGAGUGCAGUGCUACUCCACGACGGUGUCCAGGAGGCGAUAACCUCCCGGGAAGAGUUUUCCGCUUUUUUUUUUGCCGUGCGCGACCAGUGGCGGAGGGAGAAGCUGCGGAGAGGGACGGAUAGAUACUCGGAGAGAUAGAUAGAUAGAGAGAAAGGGGGCCUGUUAGAGCGAGAGUCGGUGUAUUCUCUCUGCUGCUGCGUGUCUUGCAGCGAAGAGGAGAGAAGCGCGUCCUCCAGGAGAGAAUGAAAAGCUGAUCGAGCAGCAGGAGGAGGUCGGAGAGAGGAUUCACGAGCCCGAGCGUCCACCCAGCGCGAAGCAAUGAGUGGAUCCAGGCUCGGCAGGGGUCGUGUAGGCCGACUCGCGUUACUUGGCGGCGGCGCCCUUAGCAUCGUCUUCAUCGUCUAUCUUUACCGCUCGACGAGCGCCGAGAUGGCCAGGCUGCGCGAUCUCCACGUCAAGUGCGCCCAGCAACAGGAGGCACUCGCUGCUCAACUGCAGGUUUUGUACGAGUACAAGGUGCAGCUGGAGAAGACGCUGUCGAACGAGAAGAGCUCGAACGCAGCAGCUAAGGAGGAGCUUCAACAGAAGGCUUCUCGCGAACGUUCGCUUCGAGACAAGGACAGUCUCGAGGCGAUGCAACGCUUCAACUCGCUGCAGCAGAACUACAAGCUGCUGCAGACCGAACACCAGGACCUAAAGGAGGACUGCAAGAAGAAGGAGGACGUGGCGCUGAACAACAUCAAGUCUCUGGAGUCGAGGCUCCAGGAGGUCAGGGCUCAGCUGCAGGAGUCCAAGAAUCAGCUGAAAAAGGCUGGAGAAGAGAAGGAGAAAUCGAUGGAGAAUCUGAAGAACAAGUACGAGCAGGUCGUCCAGGAUAAGGAGACGAUCGAGGAGAAGUACAAUAAUCUGAAGAAGGCCACGGGAGAGAAUAACGGCGACGUCGAGAGGCUUCAGAAGCAGGUCAUUCAGCUGCAGCGCGAACUGGAAGAGACCAAGAAAUCCCCGCACUUCUCGGUUGGCGGUUUGCCGGUCGAAAACUCGCAGGUGAUGCCAAGGCACGCGAAAGAUGUUGACAACAACGUCGCCGACAACAGCGUCAAGUCGGCCGCCGCCUUACAAAACAAUCAGAUGCAGGUGGUGCGGCCGUCGUCUCAGCAACAGACGGGCAUCUCCUCAUCAAAGCUCUCGGCUGCAGUACCUCCGGCGUUGCAAAGUCCCUCGGAAAGCUCGAGCAAGUCCAGCUCGUCGUCGAGCACAAGCACCGCCAAGACACCGACGAAAGUGAAGCUACCACAGGGUGUCCCUCCGAUCCCCCGUCUACCCGAGCCAAAACCGGAGGAGGACCAGCCACCAGCGGAGAAAAAGGAAUCGGCGGGUCAGGCACCUCCGCCCCUAAAACCAGCCGUCGAGGUGCCCGUCAUCGCCGCCGAACCGGAUCAACCUAAAAAAUCGGCCGACGAAGUCGCGAACGACGAGCUUGAAGCGCAGCCUCAGCAAAACGCACAGCCCAGGCACGUGGGCGAACAAAUCCUCGACAGGCACGAGGCUGACAGCUGGUACAAGGUCAAGCCUGGCGUACAGGAGGUCGGGGACCCGCAUCAUAUCGAUAAGAACGGCUUUGAAAAUGCAGGUGGCAACGAAGACGUUGAACAAUACGACGAUUACAACUACAAAGAACCGCAGAACAAAAAUGGUGAUCUCCAUCUAGAAGAAGGAGAAGAUGAACGCGAAGAUGAAGACGAUUAUAUGCCGAAUAUGAAUGCCGUCAAGCACGAAUAACACGAAAUUUAAAAGUAUCAAGAAUAGGAGGCAGAAAGACUGUGCUUAUAAAGUAACCAACAAAUGUAAAAAGUAAAUAGACGAUCAGCUUGAAAUGCAAUAGCAACUCUAUUUUCUCUGGGCGAAAAACUUUAAUCUCACCUCCAUGCAGAAGUGAACUAAAGAAGCAAGAAGAGAAUCUCGAGUCAUGUUAACGAAGUUUUCAAACCCAGAUGACCGAAAUGGAAGAAAUAAUAGACUGUAUUUUUCUAGAUUAAAAAAAAAAUUAACUCGAAAUAUAGCUAAGCUUUAAUUCGGGUUUCUUAAGCACUUAUAAUAUACUUAAGUACGCUAUCUAGAAUGUUUUUGGAACUCUAUUGAUAGCGAAGAGGAAAAAUUAAGAGUGUGCAAAUCACGAAGCACGAUGCGAAUGUUAACAAGUGUUUGAAAAUAAUUGCGAUAUUCGUGCUACUUGACUGCCGUUAUCGCUUACUGAUAAUAUAGUGUGAAUUGCGCGAGUUAUUGCUAUGUGCUGCGUUAUUGUUCUUAACUUGUUCGAAAGCCCAAUUUUUUAUUUCCAAAAAGUAUUAUUUAUAUAAUGUAAAAUAGUCAUGGCUUUCGAGUUUACUAUGUAAAAAGCUAUCUUAAAUUUAAUGAAAAAUGUAGAAAUGGUAAAAAAUUUCGAAGAUUUUAUUGAAAUUGACGGCAACAUUAUUUGUGUAAAAAUUUCUUAGUCAUACAUUUGAGGAGUAUUUAACUUUUAAUAUUUGAUGUAUUCAGCCGAACUCUGUAUGCGUGAAAAUAAUAUGUGCAAUUUUCAAACAAUUAUUUUUAAAAGUAUCACAACCUUAAAUUUAAAGCAAUAAAUAUAGACUGUUAAAAUUCUAAUAAUUUUAAGUAAACGCAAACUUGAGGUAAUCUUGUCAUAUUAUUUAAUCGAUUAACGAGCUAAUCAAAAUGUCUAUAUUAGGCGCAAUGUUAAAACCAAAAGAUUGAAGAGAUGAAUAUGAUUGCAUGAAAUUAUUACAAAUAUAUUGAUAUUUGUUAUGAUUGACUUUAUGUAUUCAAGAAUAACGACUGCGAUACAAAUGUACAUAAAAUUUCUUUCAUAAUAAAAAACGUAAGAUAAUUA
Molecule: messenger RNA, 3115 nt
Organism: Nasonia vitripennis (jewel wasp)
Lineage: Eukaryota; Metazoa; Arthropoda; Insecta; Hymenoptera; Pteromalidae
Exons: 8
Coding region: 544-2004 (486 amino acids)
Source: RefSeq, a predicted model, not a curated record